Messenger RNA from Phragmites australis (common reed), 936 nucleotides. Its product is annotated as LOB domain-containing protein 16-like. The transcript is spliced from 2 exons. The coding region runs from base 178 to 690 and encodes 170 amino acids. The record is from RefSeq and is a predicted model, not a curated record. Gene Ontology annotation, cellular component: nucleus. Lineage: Eukaryota; Viridiplantae; Streptophyta; Magnoliopsida; Poales; Poaceae. Gene Ontology annotation, biological process: positive regulation of DNA-templated transcription; hormone-mediated signaling pathway.
CCUUGUCCCCUCGCAGCCUUACAGCCCUUGUCGUGUCCGCGUCUAUAAAAUUCGAGCGCGCGAGCCAGCUACCCUCAUGCGGCUCGCAAGUUGCAAUCGCCUCACGAGGUAGCUGGGCUUGGAGGUGGAGGAGAGACGUGCAGAAGCGAUCGAUCGAUCCAUCAGUCAACGGCGGGCAUGGCAACCUCGGCUGGUGGCGGCGCGCCCGGCUCGCCGUGCGGGGCGUGCAAGUUCCUGCGGCGCAAGUGCUCCGCGGAGUGCGUGUUCGCGCCCCACUUCUGCGCGGAGGACGGGCCGGCGCAGUUCGCGGCCAUCCACAAGGUGUUCGGCGCCAGCAACGCGGCCAAGCUGCUGCAGCAGGUGGCCCCCGGCGACCGGAGCGAGGCGGCGGCCACCGUCACGUACGAGGCGCAGGCCAGGCUGCGCGACCCCAUCUACGGCUGCGUCGCCCACAUCUUCGCGCUGCAGCAGCAGGUGGCGACCUUGCAGAUGCAGGUGCUGCAGGCGAAGGCGCAGGUUGCCCAGACGAUGGCGGCGGGCAGCCCUCUCCUGCAGCGGUGGCCGAUGGAACCCGAGUCGCUGUCGACGCAGAGCUCCGGGUGCUACAGCGCGCCGAGCUGCGACGGGUCGGCGUCGCUGCAGGAGAUGUACUGCUUCGGCGAGCAGGAGGAAGGCAGCUACACGAGAUGAACAUGCAAUCCAUCCUCAUCGCUUCACCCCCACCCCCUCCUCCCCGGCGCUAAAGAGAGAGAGAGAGAGAGAGAAGAGCAUGCACCUAGCUAAAAGCUUCUCCAUAAUUUGCAUCGUGUAUUUUGUUUUAAAAAAUAUGGAUUACUCUGUAUUACUCGCCGGUGUCAGCUGUAAAGGGUGCAUGCAACUCAGAAUAUGGAUUCGAGAGAGAAAAAUGCACGUAAUUUCACUUGUAAAAAAAAUAAA